This is a messenger RNA of Capsella rubella, 3570 nucleotides long. RefSeq names its product probable UDP-N-acetylglucosamine--peptide N-acetylglucosaminyltransferase SPINDLY. Lineage: Eukaryota; Viridiplantae; Streptophyta; Magnoliopsida; Brassicales; Brassicaceae. The transcript has 18 exons. The record is from RefSeq and is a predicted model, not a curated record. The coding region runs from base 406 to 3147 and encodes 913 amino acids. Gene Ontology annotation, molecular function: protein binding.
CCGUGAAAAAAAGAAAAAAAGAAGCCAGGAGAGAGCUAAUCUGAGUCGUUGCCUCUGUCCACUGGCUCGGACCGACCUCCUACCUCUUCGCGCUUGUCCCCGAGCUUAUAACAGAGGCUCCCCUGUCGCCUUCUCCGCCUCCGCUCCGUCCAUUCACGGCCAAGCAACGACUCCACCGCUUGAGGUUAUAAAAUCCCUAAGUUGCUACUGAUCAACGCUUUCUUCUGUUUCCCGAGGAGAGCGAGGCAGGGGAUCAGCUUCUUCUCUUAUGUCUCCACCCGCAGCUAUCAUUCUUCUCUAGCCUCUCGAUUUCGUCUCUAGCGGCUUCAGAGUUUCGUCGCCACUACAGAGUCGAGUUCCUCUUUCUUCAGGCUUUGCCGUUAACAAGCUUUUGUGUUACAAUAAAUGGUUGGGCUGGAAGAUAAUGCUGAGAAAGAGCGGUCACCAGUCGUAGAGAAUGGUUUCUCCAAUGGAUCUCGAUCAUCUCCUAGCACAGAUGUUUUGUCCCCAUCACAAAAGGCCAUUCAGGGGAAUGACACGCUUUCUUAUGCCAAUAUUCUUCGGGCAAGAAACAAGUUUGCUGAUGCGCUUGCUCUCUAUGAGACUAUGCUGGAGAAAGAUAGCAAGAAUGUUGAAGCUCACAUUGGGAAAGGGAUAUGCUUGCAGACGCAAAACAAAGGGAAUCUAGCUUUCGAUUGUUUUUCUGAAGCGAUCAGGUUGGAUCCGCAUAAUGCUUGUGCCCUCACGCACUGUGGUAUACUUCAUAAAGAAGAGGGUCGCCUCGUAGAAGCUGCUGAGUCUUACCAGAAAGCACUGAUGGCAGAUGCAUCAUACAAGCCAGCUGCGGAGUGCUUAGCAAUUGUUUUGACUGACCUUGGAACGAGUCUGAAGCUGGCUGGGAAUACUCAGGAGGGAAUUCAAAAGUAUUACGAAGCCCUUAAGAUUGAUCCGCACUAUGCUCCUGCAUAUUAUAACUUAGGUGUUGUAUACUCUGAAAUGAUGCAAUACGACAAUGCCUUGAGCUGCUACGAGAAGGCUGCACUUGAGAGGCCUAUGUAUGCUGAAGCAUAUUGUAACAUGGGUGUCAUUUAUAAGAACCGUGGUGACUUGGAGAUGGCAAUCACUUGUUAUGAGAGAUGUCUAGCUGUGUCUCCAAACUUUGAGAUUGCGAAGAACAAUAUGGCCAUAGCUCUGACAGAUCUAGGAACAAAGGUUAAACUUGAAGGCGAUGUGACCCAAGGAGUGGCAUAUUACAAGAAGGCUCUCUAUUAUAACUGGCACUAUGCAGAUGCUAUGUAUAAUCUUGGGGUGGCUUACGGUGAAAUGCUGAAGUUUGACAUGGCAAUUGUCUUCUAUGAGCUUGCUUUCAACUUCAAUCCACAUUGUGCUGAGGCUUGCAACAAUUUGGGGGUACUUUACAAAGACCGCGACAACCUUGAUAAAGCUGUAGAGUGUUAUCAGAUGGCUCUAUCAAUCAAACCGAAUUUCGCGCAGUCGCUUAAUAACCUUGGUGUCGUCUACACAGUCCAGGGGAAAAUGGAUGCUGCUGCCAGCAUGAUUGAGAAGGCCAUCCUCGCUAAUCCAACAUAUGCUGAAGCUUUUAACAACUUAGGUGUUCUUUACAGAGAUGCUGGAAAUAUCACUAUGGCUAUUGAUGCUUAUGAGGAAUGCCUUAAAAUAGAUCCAGAUUCCCGCAAUGCUGGCCAGAACCGAUUGCUUGCCAUGAACUACAUAAAUGAAGGACUCGAUGACAAACUAUUUGAGGCUCACAGAGACUGGGGUUGGCGCUUCACAAGAUUACACCCUCAGUACACUUCAUGGGACAAUCUGAAAGAUCCAGAGCGACCUAUCACCAUUGGAUAUAUCUCACCAGAUUUCUUCACUCAUUCAGUAUCUUAUUUCAUUGAAGCCCCCCUUACGCAUCAUGAUUAUACAAAGUACAAAGUGGUGGUUUAUUCAGCGGUAGUUAAGGCAGAUGCAAAAACAUAUAGGUUUAGGGAUAAAGUGUUGAAGAAAGGGGGAGUUUGGAAAGAUAUAUACGGGAUAGAUGAGAAAAAAAUAGCAAGUAUGGUCAGAGAAGACAAAAUCGACAUUUUGGUAGAACUCACAGGUCAUACGGCAAACAACAAGUUGGGAACAAUGGCCUGUAGACCAGCACCUGUUCAGGUUACUUGGAUAGGCUAUCCAAAUACUACGGGUUUGCCCACUGUUGAUUACAGAAUCACGGAUUCGUUGGCUGACCCACUAGACACCAAACAAAAGCAGGUGGAGGAGCUGGUUAGGCUUCCAGAGUCUUUUCUUUGUUAUACGCCUUCCCCAGAGGCUGGUCCUGUUUGUCCAACACCUGCGCUUUCCAAUGGCUUUGUCACAUUUGGUAGUUUCAACAAUCUCGCAAAGAUCACUCCGAAGGUGCUGCAAGUGUGGGCUAGGAUACUGUGUGCAGUUCCCAAUUCUCGCCUAGUGGUAAAAUGCAAACCCUUCUGCUGUGAUAGUAUUAGGCAGAGGUUUCUCACGACGCUGGAGCAGCUUGGGUUAGAAUCAAAGCGUGUUGAUCUCUUGCCUUUGAUUCUUUUCAAUCACGACCAUAUGCAAGCUUAUUCCUUAAUGGAUAUUAGUUUGGACACAUUCCCAUAUGCCGGUACUACCACUACCUGUGAAUCUCUCUACAUGGGAGUUCCAUGCGUUACAAUGGCUGGCUCGGUACAUGCUCAUAAUGUUGGUGUCAGUCUUCUCACUAAAGUUGGAUUAGGACACCUGGUUGCCAAAAGCGAGGAAGAGUAUGUUCAAUUAUCUGUUGAUCUAGCCUCUGAUGUCACAGCUCUUUCUAAAUUGAGAAUGAGUCUCCGGGAUCUAAUGGCUGGAUCCCCUGUUUGUAAUGGUCCCUCCUUUGCUGUUGCUCUUGAAUCUGCAUACCGGAAUAUGUGGAAAAAGUACUGCAAAGGUGAAGUACCGUCCUUAAGGCGAAUGGAAAUGCUGCAAAAAGAGGUCCAAGAUGAUCCCUUAAUCUCAAAAGACUUAGGAGCAUCAAAACUCAGCUUUACUGGAGAAGCCACUCCUUCUCUCAAGGCCAAUGGUUCUGCUCCUGUACCUUCCUCUUUACCAACCCAAUCCCCGCACCUCUCAAAGAGAAUGGACUCCACUAGUUAGAUACCUGGGAACUCAAACUGCUGCAAAAUGCCAGAAAAUUAAGAAAGGUUAAUCAAUGUCUUUGCAGAUUCAUGACCCGUCCGGGAAAAGGUGUGAAAGAAAAGAUUGCAUGAGCUCUUCCUGCUUUUUACUUCCAAGACUAUAGGAACUACUAGACUUUAGAUGUCUGCUUGUGUAGCAAAAAGAACAGUAAAAUCACCCUUCCUUUUCUGUUCUGUCUCUUACCAAUCUUAGUUUAGCUUUACAUGAUUCUUGGGAAGUCAUUAGGUGGAAGUGGAUUUGGGUUGUUUUUCUCAUUUGAGAGAUCAAGUUGUUGUGUAUCAGUUAGGGGUCUUCAAGGCUUUUUAGGAUGCUUGUUUUCAUGUGCUGGAUUUUGAAUCAUAUGAUAGUAAAUAUAGUUAUAACCAAAGCUUUCCAGUGUCU